This is a messenger RNA of Myotis brandtii (Brandt's bat), 1984 nucleotides long. RefSeq names its product sterile alpha motif domain containing 5 (gene SAMD5). The transcript has 2 exons. Gene Ontology annotation, molecular function: protein binding. The record is from RefSeq and is a predicted model, not a curated record. The coding region runs from base 229 to 417 and encodes 62 amino acids. Lineage: Eukaryota; Metazoa; Chordata; Mammalia; Chiroptera; Vespertilionidae.
GCGCGCUUCAGGCUGCUUGGGGAAUUCACUUUGCCGCGUGUACGCUUCAGGGUCCUCAGGAUUCUUCUGAUGGCUUUCUGUCUCCGGCCCGAUUCUUCCUUUUAAAAGGAAAACUUUACAGCCAUCUCCCUCUCCCCUUGGAGGAGAGGAUUAAAAGUUCCAAGAACUGGUCCGCCCGUGCCGCGCGGGCGCCGGGACGGUGUGUGCCGGCGGGGGUCUCGUCCCAUCAUGUGCACCAACAUAGUUUACGAGUGGCUGAAAGCGCUUCAGCUCCCGCAGUACGCGGAGUCCUUCGUGGAUAACGGCUACGAUGACCUGGAGGUGUGCAAGCAGAUCGGGGACCCGGACCUGGACGUCCCAUUGGCUGGCAUCCUAGAGUACUUAAUGAAUUGGCCGAAGUCAUCACAGAACCGCUAGAUAUCAUUUUUGAGAACUCGUGGAGGACUGAUGAGGUGCCUGAAGACUGGAAAAGGGCAUAUUUAGGACACCUUCUUUCAAAAAGGGAAAUGGAUGGUGACCCUGGAAAUACUCAUCAGCUUAAAUUUUGCUUGGAAAAAUUCUGGAAUAAUCAGUACACUGGGUAACUAACCUACACAUAGCUAGAAAUGAGGCAGUGAAAGAUCACACAUUAAGAAGUACUGAGUUCAUUUUUAAAGGACACAUCAUUGCGAGAUACAGUCUUAUGCAUAUUUUGGGAUUCUUCCCUCUAUUCUAUGAGCUCUUGAUGAAAAUAAAUUAGUUUGGCUAAGGUUUUUGGAAUUAAUUUUAAGUGUAACACUAGACAAGAAGCAGGUUUCUGGCAUUUGCUAGUAAUUACAUCAUUUUGAAAUUAACCUGUAACUUGAGAAUAGUAGCUUUAAUUUUGUAUUUUAACAUACUCUUUUUUUCUCUCUUUAUAUGGGACCAUGUUUUCAUAGGUUGGGAUGUUUAUAUAAUUCUAUAUAGGCUAGUUUGGUGAGGGAAUUCUUAUUUUAAGGUGCUUUCUAUGUUCAUUUCAUAUAUAUAGGUACAUUUAUAAAGCUGACUAAUUAAGGUACAUCACCAAAGGAAGCCGAUUUUUUCUAACUUUUUUUAAAAAAAUUAAUCUGGCUGAAGUUCAGUGUUAGGGCCCAUAGACUGUCCUGCUCUGACACACACUGAGCAAGAGCCAGCUCUGGGCCUUGGUGGCUGGUUUUCUUCAUUCGGCGGACACUGCCACGACCGGGGCCUCGCCUCACCCCACCCCACCCUGCUCCUCAGGUGCCUGACCUCAGGUCUGUGGGGGCAGGGAGGUGGGAGUUCAGAACCCGGACUACCCGCAGCCAAGAUGGAGAACAGAAUGAGGUGGGAGGAGGAAAUUAGGAUGGCUCUGGAGUUUUUCUGAUUCCUGUUGUUCUUGCCUUUGGAUAUUGGCAGUUUUAUUUUCUGCUGAGAAAAUGCAAACAUGUUGAUAGGACCAAAAAUUUAGUUAACAGGAGGUCAUCAAAAGAGAUAUAGAAUCAAAAGAGAUAUAGACAUGCAACAAGCUCUCGAGUCAGGCAGCUCCUGAGAGGAGCUGAGCAGAAUCUUCCCUGUGCUACUGAGAAGUAAGAGAUGCCGGUUUAUAGCAGCGUUGUGAUGCUCCAGAGUUGGAAACACUCAAAGGGAAAGAAACCUACAUUCAUUUCUUCCUGGUACGCACCUGGUCCCCAGGAAUGGGUAGGCAGGGAAGGGUGAUUUUAUCACAAUACUGCUUUAAAAAAUCUAAGGUUUACAUGGUUUAGCUACUUCUAGAGAUUAAUUUAGAUACUAGAUAAAUUCAGUCUCAUUCUUCACUCUAAAUUCCAGGAAAUUAAGCUCUAAAUGUUUGUACAAGUUUUCUUUUAAACAUACAUAGCUUGCAGUUUUAUAAGAAUUAUACUCCAAACUUCAAUCAUGGUUCUUCAAGUGAACUAGAGUCUUUAAAAUUAACAAGCUAUAUAUAUAUUUUUUAAAUUGAUUUUUAGAGAGAGAAGAAAGGAGAGGG